This is a messenger RNA of Archocentrus centrarchus (flier cichlid), 1929 nucleotides long. Its product is annotated as cytochrome P450 2J2-like. Gene Ontology annotation, biological process: xenobiotic metabolic process. The coding region runs from base 91 to 1572 and encodes 493 amino acids. Lineage: Eukaryota; Metazoa; Chordata; Actinopteri; Cichliformes; Cichlidae. The record is from RefSeq and is a predicted model, not a curated record. Gene Ontology annotation, molecular function: oxidoreductase activity, acting on paired donors, with incorporation or reduction of molecular oxygen, reduced flavin or flavoprotein as one donor, and incorporation of one atom of oxygen; iron ion binding; heme binding. Gene Ontology annotation, cellular component: intracellular membrane-bounded organelle; cytoplasm. The transcript has 9 exons.
UCCACUGCACCCUGAUAACAACAUACAUACCACAGCCCUGUCCUCUGGCUCACACUGUUUCUCUUCAGGCAGAUUUCUUAUACUUUCAUCAUGAUUUUUCAAGCCCUUUUUGAUUGCAUGAAUUUUACUAGUUGGCUGUUGCUCGGUUUUGUACUGGUAAUUUUGGCUGAUGUGAUACGAAAUCGGAGACCUCACAACUUUCCACCAGGUCCCUGGGCUGUGCCUCUUUUAGGAAAUGUCUUCACUGGAGUAGACUACAAAACAAUGGAGGAGCUGGCUCAGAAGUACGGCCCGGUGUUCAGUUUGAGGAGGGGCAGUGAGAGGGUGGUGUUUGUUACAGGAUACAAGAUGGUCAAAGAGGCUCUUGUCAGCCAGCUGGACAACUUUGUUGAUCGACCAAUCGUCCCACUUUUCCAUGUUAUAUUUAAGGGUAUUGGUAUAGCUCUGAGCAAUGGUUACCUUUGGAAGAAACAGAGGAAGUUUGCCAACACCCACCUGCGUUACUUUGGAGAGGGCCAGAAGUCGCUGGAGAAGUACAUUGAAGUGGAGUGCCACUUUCUUUGUGAAGCUUUCAAUGAGGAGCAAGGAAGACCAUUCAACCCCCAAUACACCAUUACAAAUGCAGUCGGUAACAUCAUCUCCUCUGUGGUCUUUGGACAUCGCUUUGAAUACAGUGAUCCAAGCUUUCGCAAGAUUCUGGAGCUGGACAAUGAAGCGGUCGUGCUUGCUGGUUCCGCUCAGACGCAGCUGUAUGAUGCCUUUCCUGGCAUCAUGAAGUACCUGCCAGGACCUCACCAAACUGUCCAUGCCAACUACAGGGAGAUCGUGGCUUUCUUGAAUAGGGAAAUUGAAAAGCACCAGGAGGACUGGAACCCAGAUGACCCUCGUGAUUUUGUUGAUGCAUAUUUGUCAGAGAUGGAGAAGAAAAAAGAGGAUCCUCAUGCUGGCUUUAAUACAGAAACACUUCUGGUUUGCACCCUGGACCUGAUUGAGGCUGGAACAGAAUCAGCUUCCACCACUUUACGCUGGGCCCUAGCAUUUGUGAUGAACUACCCAGAGAUACAGGAAAAAGUCCAGGCAGAAAUAGACAGAGUGAUCGGACAGUCUCGCCAGCCGACCCUAGCUGACAGACCCAACCUACCUUACACUGAUGCCGUUAUCCAUGAAACCCAAAGGUUUGGAAAUAUUGUUCCCCUGGGAUUCCCUAAAAUGGCCUGUAAAGACUGCACACUCGGAGGAUACUUUAUUCCUAAGGGCACAGCUAUUAGUACGAUACUUUCGUCUGUCCUGUUUGAUAAGAAUGAGUGGGAGACUCCAGAUGUCUUCAAUCCUGAGCAUUUCUUGGAUUCAGAGGGGAAAUUUCGAAGAAGAGAGGCCUUCUUACCAUUUUCAGCAGGUAAACGUGUGUGUAUCGGUGAACCCCUGGCCAAAAUGGAGCUGUUCCUUUUCUUUGCAUCUCUGCUCCAGCGCUUCACCUUCACUCCUGUUCCUGGAGAAAUGCCCAGCUUGGAGGGUGUGAUGGGCUUCACCUAUUCUCCCAAGGAGUUCAGGAUGCUUGCUGUGCCUCGCUGAUGUCAUUCUGUCCAAACAGAAGGAUUAAUGAGCUGAACCUCAAAAUCUUUUUACCAAAUCACCAACACUGUAGAAUCCCACAGAGAAGCAAUGACAUGACAGAACUGACCUGCAACUGAAAAUAUACUUUGAAUAAAUACACAAUUUAAUCUGUAUUUUACAUAUUGUAAGAGAACACAAUAGAACUGUGUUUAUGUAAUACAUAUUAGUGGUUAGACAGCUUUGUUAAAAAACAGCCAUGUGUUGAUCAUUGCUGAGUGAACACCAUUAUAUUUCACAUUAUUCCUUUCUAAUACUGACUUGAGUCUUUAUCUGUAUUAGGCCAAAGGAUUUCAAAUAUUAUCUUCUGUAUAUAAA